AUGUCUCAACUCUAUCCUAUUCCUCCUUUCGUCUCGCCGAGCGAAUCCUCCCCUCCCCCCCCGGACCAUAUCUUCACCCCCGGGGCUAUGCAUCUCAACGCUCUUGCCACGCUAACCUUCACGGUCGCGGUCUCUGCAACCUGCGAGCACUUGCGCCUCUGGCAGCCACCAACUAUUCUUGACCGACGCAGUCCGUGCCCCAUGAUCAACUCCCUCGCAAACCACGGCUUCCUCCCUCGGAAUGGGCUCAACAUUUCGACCGACGACCUUGUAAAUGCGUUUCACGAAGCUCUCAACCUCAGCCCCGGCGUAAGCCUGCCCGUCGCAAAGCUUGCGGUAACAACAUCCACGACCGGCAACCCCAACACCUUGAAUCUGGAUGAUCUCGACGAACAUGGAGUACUAGAGCACGACGGCAGCUUGAGCCGCGACGACACCCACUCGGGCGACAACCACAGCUUCAACACGACCAUCUUCCGCACCACGGCGGCGCACUUCGGCCGCGACACCAUCUCCAUCUCGGACGCGGCCGCGGCCCGCUCGGCGCGCGUCGCCGCCGCCAAGAAGGCCAACCCGGCGUUCAACCUCACAGACACGGAGGAGUUCUUCAGCUUCGCCGAGACGGCGCUCUACAUGCGCGUGUUUGGACGCGGCACCGAGGGUCACGCAAGGACGAAGUGGGUGGAGGUUAUGUUCUACGAGGAAAGGCUUCCUUACUUGGAGGGGUUUAGGAGGUCGACGGAGGUGCUUACUAAUGAUGAAGUUGGCGAACUGGUACAGAAACUUGUCGAUGCGACGAAGAAAUAA
Phialemonium atrogriseum is the source of this 807-nucleotide messenger RNA. RefSeq names its product Peroxidase, family 2-domain-containing protein. The transcript has 4 exons. Bases 1 to 807 code for a protein of 268 amino acids. NCBI's taxonomy places the organism in Eukaryota, Fungi, Ascomycota, Sordariomycetes, Cephalothecales, Cephalothecaceae. Gene Ontology annotation, molecular function: peroxidase activity. The record is from RefSeq and is a predicted model, not a curated record.